Molecule: messenger RNA, 4265 nt
Organism: Vitrella brassicaformis
Lineage: Eukaryota; Vitrellaceae
Source: the annotation of a GenBank genome assembly
GUCGGGGUCGUGUGCCGGCGACCGAGCGCAGGAUGGGCCGCCUCGACCCACGGAAAGCUCCGGUGAUUCCACUGGUGAGUGCCCUUGAGCUUGGCGAGGCACCUCUCCACCAUGAGGCCGACACCUGACUGGGUCAGCUCCAUGAUAGCCUCGGACUGGCGAGUCAGACCUAGUGGCACCUCCUCGAGAAUGACAUGUGCACUCGUCCCGCCGAACCCGAAGGAGCUGACGCCGCCGACCAUGCGGUCCUUGGCGGGCAGGCCAGAGACGAGCGGCACGGGCUCGGUGGGGAAGACCACUGGGAAGCCCUCGGUGUCGAUGUACGGGUUGAGUGAGUUGAAGUGGAGAUUGGGGGGCGCCUGCUUCAUCUGCAGCACGAGUACAGCCUUUAGCACCCCCGCAAUGCCCGCGGCUCCCUCCAGAUGUCCGAUGUUGGUCUUGAGGGCGCCCAGCAGGAGAGGGUGCUCCAAGUUCCGCCCGCCGGCGAACACGGCCUUGAUCGCACCCAUCUCGAUUGGAUCUCCAAGUGAGGUGCCCGAGCCGUGAGACUCCACGAAGUCGAUUGAUGAUGGCUGGAGGCCGGCCUGGUGCAGCGCCGACCUGAUGACCUGCUGCUGGGCUGGACCGCUUGGCACUGUCAGGCUGGCUGUCUUCCCUCCGUGGUUGACAGCUGUGCCUCUCAGACAGGCCAACACGCCGACCAGGUCGGGUGAUGCGUCCGAGAGUUGUUUGAGGAUGAUGGCAGCCCCACCCUCGCCCCUCACGUAGCCGUUGGCCUUGGCGUCAAACGUCUUGCAUCUGGCGUCUGGCGCCAUCAUGCGUGCCUUGCAGAACGCCAUCGUGACUUGUGGAUUGAGCAUCAGGUUGACGCCUCCCACCAGGGCACCGCGGCACACCCCCAUGCGCAUGUCCUUGACCGCCACGUCCAUGGCCACCAAUGAAGAUGAGCAUGCCGUGUCGAUGGUCAUGGAGGGGCCCUUGAGACCGAACACGUACGAGAUGCGGUUGGAGAGGAUUGAUGCGGCGACUCCGGUCGCGCUGUAGCUGCUCACGCUGAGGGCAGUCUGGUUGUAUACGUCGUACCAGUCAAAGGAGCAGCACCCGAUGAGCACGGCCAUGUCCUGGCCAAUGAGCUUCUCGCGGCUGAGGCCCGCGCUGUGGAAGGCCUCGUAGCCCACUUCAAGCAUCAACCGCUGCUGGGGGUCCAUGCAGUUGACCUCAGCGGGGCCGAUGUUGAAGAAGGCGUUGUCGAACAUCUCUGCAUCGUCGAUGAAGCCUCCCUCUCUGAUGUACAUCUUGCCAUCCAUGUCACGGUCGGCGUCAUAGACCUCGUCGAUGUUCCAGCGGGUCAGCGGCACCUCCACUAUCGCAUCAUGGCCGCUGCAAAGCAGCUCCCAGAAGGAUGCGGGGGUUGUCACCCCGCCGGGCAGCCGACACGCCGCCCCAGCGAUGGCGAUCGGCUCGUCUGCCCGGAUGCCGCUCGCGAGUGUGGCUUCCUUGGCGGGCUCCUCGGCGGCCUGGCCCUCGACCUCCCCGACAAGGAAGUCGAUGAUGUCAUUCAUAGUUGGCUGGUUGAAGACGAACGUCGGCUCGAGAGUCAUUGACAGCUCCCUUGACACGUCCUCGGCAAACUCCAGCGCCCUGAUGGAGUCGACACCCAGCUUGUGCAGGGGCGUGUCGAAGUCGCAUACGUCGGUGUCCAAUAUCUUGCCCGCCGACGCCAUCACUGCAGACUGGACCCUCCUCUGUGCGGCUGAAAGGCCCUUGCCCUUCCCCUCGCCGUGCCGUGCCGCCUUUUGUGUCGCAACGGGACCCGUGGGCGGCCUCCCUCGAGCAGCUGCGGACUCCUCCUUCUUGUCCGCAUCGGGUUCCCCCACGACCUCAUCCCAUAUGAGACCCGCCAGGUCCUUGUUGUCAAGAAGAAGCUCACGCGUCUUGGAGCGACGAACCUUGCCUGUUUGAUGAAUGUGACAAUAGAUGAAUGUGACAUUGUCUGUCGGCAUGUGUGUAUGUCACAUACAUGUACCUGCUGUUGUCUUUGGAAUGGUUCUUGGUCUGAGCAGCCAUAUGUGGAAGACGGGAAGUCCGAUCUUGACCGAGACGGCCUUGUAUAUCUCGCGGCUGAUCCCCUUGUACUCCGUGCUGGUGAACGCCUGCCGCAGCUGCGACAGCCGUCCCCACAUCCCCUCCUCCAUCUUGAUCUCGACCGCCAGGCCCAGCCGCUCCUGAUCAUCCACCUCCAGUGAGAACGCCGCCACGCACCCCUUGCGGACCGACUCGCAGCUCUCUGCGGCCUCCUCGAUGACCUGCGGGAAGUAGUUGCGGCCAUUGACGAUGAUCAUGUCCUCAAUGCGCCCAGCAAUGAAGAGCUCUCCCUUGUAGAAGAAGCCGAUGUCACCUGUCCGCAAGUACAAGGGCUCCGACUUGUCGCCUGUCAGGUAGAUGCACUGCCCGUGGAACGACUCCUGCGCCUCGUCGGGCUGGUUGAAAUAGCCGCGGGCCGUGCUGCCAGACAUGACCCACACCUCACCACAUUGGCCUUCCGGCAGCUCCUUCAUCGCCUCGGGGUCAACAAUGCGAACUGAACGGAGCAGGCGGUACAACUAUGCCUAUCUGGUGAUCGAUCUCGUCGGUCAGUGGUGUGUACCGUCUAUUCCAGAGAGGGGUACGCCACAUCCGACGAGCCGCCGGUACUCGCCCUCAUGACUGCCAUCCAUGUCAGCUUCAUCCACCAACUCAACCACACCCUGCCCACACGCACGCAGAUGUGUGCAGCGGAUGUCUGCUAUGUGUUUGUUCUUGUACUUGGUUUCUCAAUUUCUCGGCGUUGACAUUGAUGAUGAACGGCUCGCUGUCAAUGUCUUUGCGGCCCGACACGCACAGGGUGUUCUCGGCCAACCCAUACGCUGGCACAACCUUGCUGCGAGUCACACCCUUACUCGCGAAUUUCUGAAAUGGACAACAACACAGACCCAAACAAACAGCCAUCGUGUUCUCUUUCACUGAUCAUUGGCCGCCUACACCUACUCACGCGCACGUACGCACCUUGACGAAUCUAUCUAUGGUGGCCCCUCUGAUUGGCUCUGCCCCGCAGAGGAAGCCGGACACGUGACUGAGGUCCAGCUCCUCAAACACGCUGUCGGGCAUCUUGCGCGUCACCAACUCGAAGGCGAAAUUUGGGGCCGCACACGCGCCAGCCUUGUAUCGACUCAUGCCUAUUCCAUGAGAAUACAAGCACACACCAACACACCACAUAAGCAUCAGUCGGUGGUCGGCUCGGGGUUUGUGUAGGCACCUUGUAGCCACAGGUGCGGCUUCAUGACGAAGUCGAGCGGCGACAUCUGGAAAACUUCAAAUCCAAAAAAGAGGGGCGUGCAGAGGAAUCCGAUGAGCCCCAUGUCGUGGUAGACGGGCAGCCACGAGAAGCACCGCAUGCGGUGACCCCGCACCCGCUUGCUGAUCUCGUGACGCUGCAUCAUUAUCUCGCGCAUCCUACUGUAGGGCUGCCCCGUCGCUGUGAUGUUGGGGAUGGUGGGGUCCUCGAUCUUGCUGUCGCAGCCGUAGGCCGUGAUGCAGCAGUGGACGUUGUGCAGCAGCGAGCCGUGCGUCACCAUCACGCCCUUAGGCGUCGAUGUGGACCCCGACGUGAACUGCAGCAACGCGAUGUCGCUCAGGCCGAUGCACGGGGGGGUGUAGACGGUCUCGUGCUUGUCACCAUGCCUGUCGGCAGCCGUCCUCUUAAAUGCGUCGCUGGUGAGUAUCCACUCGAUAGAUCUCCACCUGGUGUCCUUGCUUAGCGUGCCCACGACCAGGGCUAUCUUUUGGUAGACGGUGUUAGUGAGCGAAUAGCGCACCUCAGCGUUCUCGGCGAUGUCGCAGAAGCGCGGCACAUCGAUGUUGGUGGUGUUGGGGGCGGGGGGAUACACGGGCACCGCAACGACGCCCGUGUAAAGGCAUGCGAGGAAGGCGAGAAUGAAGUCGGUGCCGGGCGGAUAGCACAGGAUCACCCGGUCACCCAGCUCCAAUCCCAGAUCCUCGGUGAGAUAGGCGCCGAGCCGCUGCACCUUCCUGAAGAGCUCCCCGUAUGUGAACACCUCGGCCGGCUCCCCAUAACCGUCAAGCCACGUGAUGGCAGCCGCGUCAGGUAUCUCCUUGGCCCACUUGGCGAGCGUCUUGCCGAAGGCCGAGUCGCCAUACAGCUGGUGCAGCUGUGAGAGAUCAUCAGGGAUGGGUCGGCGGGGGAUCUCCCAGUUGGAAAUGGCCAU